AUGAGUGAUACAGCAUUUUACACUUAUAACGGCGAUGACCACGACGCCGAACGUCCUGCGAAGAAACGUCGUUUUUUCGUCGAGGACGAGAACCAAGCUUCACGCAACGGUCACGACGUACAGAACGUUUCUCAGCAAAACGCCUCGUCACAGGUAGACAGUCCUGUCAAUGAAGGAAACGAUACUACUUGCGAAACAUUUCAGCAGGUCACAGAGAGCACUGCUCCAUGCCAACAGAUCCAAGAUGCUAAUGGGUUCGACGCUCAACUCUUCACGAGCAUUGUCGGUCAGGAUGUCCCAGAAUCUAUCAUCACAAAGAUUCGACAAGCCGCCGGAGGAAAUAUAGAAAGAGCUAUCAAUAUAUUUUUAGACGGAUCAUACGAAAGAAUAACCACCAGGCCUGCACCUCUCCCCGAACGACAGCGAGGAACCUUACCAACCGCUCUCGAAGUGCAAACCGAUACGACCAGAAAGACUACGAGGAAUACUUCCGAAUGGACUCCACCGGAGGGUGCAGAGGUUCUCCAGUACAUGCCUUCACAUCGGUACAUUGGAGCUUUCGGUGUAGCGGCUUGGGCUACCAGAAGUGGCUUAAACGUGCUUCGACACGGAGACAAAGUCAAGAUUGAAAGAACGAAAAUGCGCACGACAAAAAUAGGCCGAAAGGGAAGGGUUAUACCUAACCAAAAGGCAGAUGUUAUUACUCGCUUUACGAAUAUAGAAGGAGAAGAGAUAGGACGAUUACCGCAGGAAACAGCAGAAUGGGUCUCGACACUGAUUGAUCAGAAGAUCUGCGAUUUUGAAGGAUACUGUGUUUUUGCUCCUGAUUGGAUGCGAGUGAAUGACACAGUAUACCUCCAGUUGCACUGUUAUCUCAAAAGUGAUGCGUUCGUUAAAAAUGCGUUUUAUAAUAUAGACGACAACAGGACGGUUCAGCUAUUCGAACAAAAGGAGAGUACAGAGGAGAAGGAUUUGAGGAUACGGCAGAUUGCACUCGUUCGUCUUUUCGACGAGAUUGGUCUUCUACCGACUUCGACCAAUGAGACUACCGCCAAGCAUAAAAAAGAGGGCUUGCUUCGUGCAGCUGAAAUGGCCGAGCAGUACGAUAAAAAUAAGGAUAGACCCAAGGAAGCCACCGAUCUGGAAGACUCGGGCCCUGAUGAGGAGACAGCUGAAUUGGAGGAGGACCAUCUUGACACUUUAUACCAGAAAGCUCAAUCGUUUGAUUUCAAUACCCCCGAAGCACAACCUGCAGAAACAUUUGCCCUUGAUCUUCGCAAGUACCAGAAGCAAGCGUUGCAUUGGAUGCUCGCCAAAGAAAGAGAUACCAAAUCGAAUAGGGGGGAAUCAAUGCACCCUUUGUGGGAAGAGUACAAGUGGCCAGUGAAGGAUGCAGAUGACAAGAUCUUGCCAUGUGUUGAGCGACAGGAUGCCUUUUAUGUGAAUCCUUACUCUGGCGAGUUAAGUCUAGAUUUCCCUGUUCAGGAACAACACUGUUUAGGUGGGAUUUUGGCAGACGAAAUGGGAUUGGGCAAGACAAUUGAAAUGAUGAGCUUGGUCCACACAAAUAGGGAAACACCAGCUGCUCCGUCUUCGAUGGAUGAACUGCAUAGACAGUCCAUGUCUGCUACCGGCAUAGUUGCAGCGCCUUACACUACUCUGGUCGUUGCACCAACGUCACUCCUGGCGCAAUGGGAGAGCGAGGCCCAAAAGGCUUCGGCGCCAGGAACAAUGAAGACUCUCAUAUACUACGGAUCAGAUCGAUCAACGAACUUGAAAACUCUCUGCUCUAGGGCAAACGGUAUCAAUGCACCGAAUGUCAUUGUGACUAGCUAUGGUGUCGUAUUAUCAGAGUUCCGCAGCUUUGUGACACAAGGACAACACAAUCCUGCUGCACAUAUUGGGCUUUUCUCGCUUGAAUUCUUCAGAGUUAUUCUUGACGAAGCGCACCUCAUCAAGAAUCGACUCUCUAAAUCUGCUCGCGCAUGCUAUGAGCUUAACGCUAUCCAUCGAUGGGUGUUGACCGGUACGCCAAUCGUGAAUCGACUAGAAGAUCUUUUCAGUUUGGUACGCUUCUUGAAGGUUGAACCAUGGAGUAAUUUCUCCUUCUGGAAGACAUUCAUUACGGUUCCAUUUGAGUCUAAGGACUACGUCCGCGCAUUGAACGUGGUCCAAAGUGUUCUUGAGCCGCUUGUACUUCGUAGAACGAAGACGAUGCAAACUCCGGAAGGCGAAGCAUUGGUCCCUCUUCCUCCACGAACAGUUACAAUUGAGGAGGUUGAACUCUCCGAAGACGAGCGAGCAAUCUAUGACCUCGUUUAUUACCGUGCAAAGAGAACAUUUAAUGAUAAUGUCGAGGCCGGAACGCUAAUGAAAUCUUACUCGACUAUCUUUGCGCAAAUCUUACGUCUCCGUCAAACAUGCUGUCAUCCAAUUCUGACGCGAAAUAAAGCUAUCGUUGCCGAUGAGGAGGAUGCGGCAUUAGCCGCUGACGCGGUGAAUGAGAUGAAGGAUGAUAUGGACUUGCAAGAGCUCAUUGACCGCUUUACCAAAUCCACGGAAUCAUCGAGUACAGCCCAAUCGCAGGAUACGGCGUCUCGAUUCACGACACAUGCUUUGCGACAAAUCCAGAAUGAUACCAGUGCCGAAUGUCCUAUCUGUUCAGAGGAACCAUUGAUUGAGCCUGCAGUUACGGGAUGCUGGCAUAGUGCCUGCAAAAAAUGUCUUGAGAACUAUAUCCGGCACCAGACUGAUAAAGGAGAACUGCCACGAUGCUUUUCAUGUCGCGCUCCUGUAACACGACACGAUAUUUUUGAAGUCAUUCGAUAUCAGUCACCCAGCAGCACACCGGAUGAAAUCGAUACUUCAACACCGCCAACCUCGUCACAGCCAGCACCAAGAAUAUCCUUGCGGCGUAUAUAUCCUCUAUCUCCAUCAGCUCAUACCUCAGCCAAAAUCCACGCUCUCAUCACCCAUCUUCUAAAAUUACCACCAAACUCCAAAUCCGUCGUCUUCUCCCAAUUCACAUCAUUCCUGGACCUGAUCGGUCCACAACUCACAAAAGCCGGUCUAACCCACCUACGCCUCGACGGCUCAAUGCCACAAAAGGCCCGAGCCGAAGUCCUCCGGCAAUUCAACCGUACCGAAAUCUACGAAGAACUCGAAUCUGACGAAGAUGCCCCUAAAGACGGAGGUGCAUCAGCGACCCACAGCAAACCCCCACAACCAUCCCCAAGCAUCCUCCUAAUCAGCCUCCGAGCAGGUGGCGUGGGCCUCAAUCUCACCGCGGCCAACAACGUAUUCAUGAUGGACCCCUGGUGGAGUUUUGCCGUUGAAGCACAAGCAAUCGACCGCGUGCAUCGCAUGGGUCAAUUACGUGAAGUCUCCGUGACACGAUUUGUGGUUAAGGAUUCGAUUGAAGUGCGUAUGUUGCGGGUGCAGGAACGAAAGAUGAAUAUUGCAGGUUCAUUAGGGUUGAGGGUUGGUGGUGAUGGGACGGAGGAUGAUAGGAAGAAAAAUCGGAUUGAGGAGUUGAGGCUUUUGUUUGAGUAG
Molecule: messenger RNA, 3552 nt
Organism: Talaromyces stipitatus ATCC 10500
Lineage: Eukaryota; Fungi; Ascomycota; Eurotiomycetes; Eurotiales; Trichocomaceae
Product: DNA excision repair protein (Rad5), putative
Exons: 1
Coding region: 1-3552 (1183 amino acids)
Molecular function (GO): ATP binding; nucleic acid binding; zinc ion binding
Source: RefSeq, a predicted model, not a curated record